Dreissena polymorpha is the source of this 1115-nucleotide messenger RNA. Its product is annotated as iron-sulfur cluster assembly 1 homolog, mitochondrial-like. Gene Ontology annotation, molecular function: 2 iron, 2 sulfur cluster binding. The transcript has 4 exons. The record is from RefSeq and is a predicted model, not a curated record. NCBI's taxonomy places the organism in Eukaryota, Metazoa, Mollusca, Bivalvia, Myida, Dreissenidae. Bases 82 to 474 code for a protein of 130 amino acids. Gene Ontology annotation, cellular component: cytoplasm; mitochondrion. Gene Ontology annotation, biological process: iron-sulfur cluster assembly.
UAGCCGUGAAACGAGAAUGUCGUUGUAACCUUGACCUUUUGAUAAACACAACAACACUGAACUAGUUAUUCUGAUUAUAGAAUGGCAUCCAAACUUGUAGGGGCCACAGUAAGAACUGUGGCACGGAAAAGAACUCUUAUUCCAUCGAAGGCUCCUCUCAUCCUGACACCUUCGGCUGUAAAUAAAGUGAAAGAACUUAUGCAUCAAAGACCUGAAACUUUGGGUCUGAAAAUUGGAGUGAAGACGCGAGGUUGCAACGGUUUAACCUACACACUAGACUAUUGCACAGAUAAAGCGAAAUUUGAUGAGAUUGUUGAACAGGAUGGUGCAAAAGUUGUGAUAGAUGCGAAGGCUCAAUUGACAUUGUUGGGUACAGAAAUGGACUAUGUGGAAACUAAACUUGCUUCAGAAUUUGUGUUUAACAAUCCAAAUAUAAAAGGAACUUGUGGUUGUGGUGAAAGUUUCAAUGUUUGAAAAUCAUUGACAAUUUAGUUUUGUGAUUCAUGAAUUGUGGCUGUUUUGUCUUUCUCUAUGAAUCAAGAGCUUGGGCUGUCAGGUGCUACGAUAAAACCGCUGGAAGUGAUUUUACAUCCAUUGUUAAUUCGGUAUAAAAACCAAUCUAGAAUAAUUUUAAAGUCAAACAGCUGCACUGCAAAACAUGCAAAACAUUCUUGUGAAAAAAACGGGUGUUUUGUGUAAAACAACUGUGGUGCAAAUGUUGUGGCAUUAGUUAUUUAAUUUGUAAUGCUGUCCUAUUAUUGGAAAACUGAUUAUCUAUUGCAUGGUAAAAUGUUGUUGACAGUAAGACUCACGUGUUAUGUAAAUGCCAGGAUGUAGGAUUUUUAGGAAGAUAGAUUUACUGGCUUUAAAUCUGUUGUUGUUGUGCAUUUCUAUUUAAAUGGUAAACAAGUACCUACAAUCACGUUUUCUUACUUAAUACUUUACUUGAGCUUAAUUUUAAAUUGAAAUGUAAAACAAUUUUUUGUUUAACUGUCUUGAACAAUUCGCCAUAUUUAUAAAACAUUUGAAUUUUAUUGUUGAUAGUCAAGCCAUCGCUUCAUUUUAAUGUGUUCAGCAUCUGCUGAUGGUGGGAGGCAUUAAUGGAUUGGCCCAUC